AUGUCUCCCCUCAGGCUCGACAAUUUCGCAAGAAUGCGACACCACCGGCGCAUUCAGCCGCGUCUACGCGUACAGGAAGACUAUCAUCCACCCGCACGCGCGAUUUGGGCGCCCUACGACCACGGACACGCCCUCGAGCCUUGGUCUUGCCCCCACAGCCAGUUCCCAGGACCCGGACCCUCCCGCCCACGAUUCCGCGACUCCUUCCUUGCCCUGGACGUAAAUCGCGCACAGGGCGUGUUCAUCGAGAUGUUCAUCAUGACUGCGCUCGUGCUCGCCAUUCUCAUACUAGCGGUGGAGAAGCACAGCGCGACUCCAUUCGCUCCGGUCGGGAUUGGCCUUAAGCUCUUUGUCUGCCAUCUAUGGGCCAUGUUCUACACUGGGCACCGUGCGCCGCUCGAUCUUGUCCACGAGCUGCGGGCAGAGCCGCAGAAUGGACGCGGGCGCGGGCACAGAGCACUUCUCGGAGAAGCUGGUGGCCCGCAUGAGAGUGGGGUGGAGGAUAUUGGGGGUGCGGCUCGCGCCGCAUAG
This is a messenger RNA of Trametes versicolor FP-101664 SS1, 531 nucleotides long. RefSeq lists its product as uncharacterized. Gene Ontology annotation, biological process: transmembrane transport. The transcript has 3 exons. The record is from RefSeq and is a predicted model, not a curated record. Lineage: Eukaryota; Fungi; Basidiomycota; Agaricomycetes; Polyporales; Polyporaceae. Bases 1 to 531 code for a protein of 176 amino acids. Gene Ontology annotation, molecular function: channel activity. Gene Ontology annotation, cellular component: membrane.